Molecule: messenger RNA, 918 nt
Organism: Ostrinia nubilalis (European corn borer)
Lineage: Eukaryota; Metazoa; Arthropoda; Insecta; Lepidoptera; Crambidae
Gene: Prosbeta7
Product: proteasome subunit beta type-4
Exons: 5
Coding region: 114-905 (263 amino acids)
Cellular component (GO): proteasome core complex
Source: RefSeq, a predicted model, not a curated record
UUUAUAAAUUUUGUUUGUCAUUUUCGUAGCCGCUUGUCAUCGUCCAGCAAAUUUUACUUUGUCUCAAAAACGAAAAGAUUGUUUAGUGAAUUUAGUAAUAAAAUAUCAAAAACAUGGCGUUUAUGGGUGAUACGAUGAAUCCGGCGCCUCUUUGGCAUAAUGGUCCAUCUCCGGGAGCGUUUUACAAUUUCCCUGGAAACUCCUCCACAUUCGGUCCUGGGAGCCACUCAGCUUCAGAUUUCAGAGCACAUUCAGCUGCCCCUAUUACAACCACCACCACAGUCAUCGGAGUGAAGUUUGACAAAGGUGUGGUGAUCGCGGCCGACACCCUGGGUUCAUACGGCAGCUUGGCCAGGUUCCGUGACUGUCCCCGUGUGAUGAAAGUCAAUGAUCUCAUACUUCUUGGUUCUGGUGGGGAUUAUGCUGAUUUCCAGUACUUGAAGGACAUUAUUGACCAGAAAAUUAUCGAUGAGAAGUGCAUCGGCGACGGACUGCAACUGAAGCCGCGCUCGCUUCACUGCUGGCUCACACGGGUGCUGUACAACAAACGUAGCAAGAUGGACCCUCUCUGGAGCAACUAUGUCGUCGCUGGGAUUCAGGACGGAGAGCCUUUCCUAGGUGCGGUGGACAAGCUAGGCACAGCGUAUGAAGACGCUGCCAUCGCAACCGGCUUGGGAGCAUACAUGGCCACUCCGCUUAUACGAGAUGCCCUCGACAAAGGGGGACUGGAUGAACAGGGUGCUAAGGCCCUAGUCCAAAAGUGCCUCGAAGUUUUGUACUACCGCGACGCGCGCGCCUUCCAGCGCUACCAACUGGGCGUGGUGACGGCGGCCGGGGUCCAGGUGCAAGACCUGGCCGAGAUAACUCCGCGCUGGGAGCUGGCGCACAUGAUCCAUAUGAAGUGAAUAAAUUGAGUUU